UCGGGCUGACGGGACACGGUUACCGAAUGCGGGUCAGUAUUUUGUGCCUUCCGCUGUUUUUUAGACUAAACUCUGAGGAAACUUUAAGGAGUUACCACAAAAACGAAAAAGACUGCGGCGCAACGACAGAGGGAAUCAAAAAAGUGUUGGAUCUCGGAUCGUCUCCAUCUGUAUCUGAGAUUUGUGUCCGUCCGAGAAAGAAAAGGGGGGCUCUAUUGGAAAUUCUCUAACCCCCAGCGGGACGCUCGCAGUCGUCUUCGCCAAAAUCCCUCCAAGGAAACCCGAGUUUGCUGGGAUCAAAUUAAGGCCACCAACUGAUGCUGUUUCAACUUUCCAAAAGAGGGCUUGACGGUGCUAUCCCAGGGUGCUGAGGGCCAAUGCCAGCGGACAUGCAGCCGCAUCAGGGGCUGUUUCAGUACGAGUCCACCACCAGCCACCCACCCCGAGGCCUGACCCCUUCUGCAAAUUCGCCGUACAUUGAUGCCUCUUCUCUCGGCCAAUCCGCUGACGGCAGAGCCAUGUACAACCCCCUGACCCCCAGCAUGACCCCCGGCCCCUGCAUGGACCCCUACAUGCGCCCUCCCCACGCUGGACACCCCCAUGGCAUGCUGGGACACCGGGGCCUCCCGCCGGCUGAGGGAGGUAAUGGUUCCGCCUACUGUAGCCAGGGUAACCUGAUGUCAUCACAACACAGCUUCCCCAUGGGCCCACCGAGCCUGGAGCAUGUUGCUACGGGAGACGGCUCACGGUUUUCCACCCCACGCUCCAUGCUGAAGCUCAGUAAGAAGCGUGCUCUGUCCAUCUCUCCGCUCUCUGACGCCAGUGUGGAUCUGCAGACGGUCAUCCGGACCUCGCCCAACUCCCUCGUGGCCUUCGUUAACUCCCGCUGUGGGCCCAACAGCACUGGGUCAUACGGACACCUGUCUGUCAGCACAAUGAGUCCCUCGAUGGGGUACUCCAGCUACCCGUCCCGUCCCCAGGGCAACAUGUACGGGGGGGGCACACCCCUGGUACAUCCCCCCGGACCCUGCCAACCCCCCCGCAUGCUAUCCCACAAUCCCCGGCUCCACGCCCCGCCCAAACACUGCCAUCAGAUGAAGACAGAGCCGGUCCUAGGUAGCGUGAUGGACAGCCUAUCCGUGAAGGGAUUGGAGGACAGGUCAGAGGGGGACGUGGCCAGCCCCUCCUCCACCGGGACACAGGACCCUCUCCUGGGGUUGCUGGAGGGGAGAGAGGACCUGGACAAAGAGGAAAAACCAGAACCUGAGGCCGUCUACGAGACCAACUGCCACUGGGAGAGCUGCAGCAAGGAGUUCGACACACAGGAACACCUCGUACAUCACAUUAAUAACGAGCACAUCCACGGGGAGAAGAAGGAGUUUGUGUGCCACUGGCAGGACUGCUCUCGGGAGCAGAGGCCCUUUAAGGCCCAGUACAUGCUGGUGGUGCACAUGCGCAGACACACCGGGGAGAAGCCACACAAGUGCACUUUUGAAGGCUGUAACAAGGCGUACUCUCGGCUGGAGAACCUGAAGACUCACCUGCGCUCCCACACUGGAGAGAAGCCCUACGUCUGUGAGCACGAGGGCUGCAACAAGGCCUUCUCCAACGCCUCCGACCGCGCCAAGCACCAGAACCGCACACACUCCAACGAGAAACCGUACGUGUGUAAGAUCCCCGGCUGUACGAAGCGCUACACGGACCCCAGCUCCCUGCGCAAGCACGUGAAGACCGUGCAUGGCCCCGAGGCCCACAUCACCAAGAAGCACCGCGGCGACGCAGGGCCCCGGGCCCCUGGCUCAGUGCUGCCCCCCCAGGGCCAGGAGAAGGAGGAGGGACGGCGGGACGACUGCAAACUGCUGCUGGCACCUGAGAGCAGCCUGAAGUCCCAGCCCAGUCCCGGAGGACAGUCGUCCUGCAGUAGCGAACGUUCGCCACUGGGGAGCGCCAACAACAAUGACAGCGGGGUGGAGAUGAACGCCAACACGGCUGGAAGUCUGGAGGACCUGACGGCGUUGGAGGAUGGAGGCGGGGCGGGAGGGGUGGAGGGUGGGGCUGGAGGUGGCGUUCUGGGUUUGGGUGUGUCUGCCCAGGCCCUUAGGAGGCUGGAAAACCUAAAGAUUGACAAGCUGAAGCAGGUCCGCCGGCCCACUCCCCCAGGGCGGCCCGGCACCAUGGGCAACAGCAAGCUGCCAGCACUCACAGCCCCCGGGAGAGACGUACUGGGCAUGUGCGCCCCCUCCCCAAUGCUGUCCAACCGCCGGGUGCUGGAGCUGUCCAAUCUGGAUCUGGGGGGGGGUCCGGGGGGGAUGGGAUGCUCCGCCCCCAGCGACCGCAGAGGGAGUGGCACCAGCAGCCUCAGCUCCGCCUACACGGUGAGCCGGCGGUCCUCCAUGGUGUCGUCCUACCUGUCCAGCCGGCGCUCCAGCGAGGUGUCGCAGGUCGGGGGGGCAGGAGCGCAGCUGCAGGGCAUUCUGGGACAUGAUUCCGGGGGACAUCCCCUCUCCCCGGAGACCGGCCGCUUGCCGGGGCUCCCCAGCCUGACGCCGGCCCAGCAGUACAGCCUGAAGGCCAAAUACGCCGCAGCCACUGGAGGACCUCCUCCCACACCGCUGCCCAACAUGGAGCCCCAGGGGCCCCCCAGGCGAAUGGGAGGGGGGUUCCCGAGCGAGUACCAAUACCCCCCCUUCCUGCACCAUGGCGGCCCUGCCCGUCGCCAUAGCGCCAACACGGAGUAUGGGACGGGGGUGCUGUACCCCCACCAGGCCCCUGGGAACGGGGUUCGGCGGGCCAGUGACCCCACCGGAGCGGAGCCUCAGCCGCUUGCCAGGGUGCAGCGUUUCGGGAGCCUGGGGAACGUGGCGCUGCAGGCAGGGAGUGGGCGGCGGAACGCGUUGGCGCACUGCGGUUCAGACUCAGGCCUGUCGGCGAGUCGCCACGCCUACCCCCCACGCCCGCCCAGCAUCACCGAGAAUGUAGCCAUGGAGGCAGCGGGGGCAGACCCUAGUGGGGGAGACGAUGUCAUGAUGGCUCCGCUUGGUGGCCACAGGGCAUACGGCGGGUACCAGAACCACCACACCCACCAUCCGCACCACCCGGGGGCAGCCACCCAGCUCUCCCCAGCCCACGAGGGCCUGGGCUUCCCCGAGCAGGGCUACUUCAGCAGGGAUAUAGGGGUGGAAGAGAGGAUGUCGGCGGGAGCCAGCUUGCUCCAGCAGGCCGAAUACAGCAUGAGCGCCUGCCAGCUGAGUCCCUCAGGCCCCCAGUACCCCUCCGCCCUGGGGCAGGGGGCCGGGGAGGCCGGGGUGGGGGCCGGGCCCUGGGGCGGCCCCGCCCAGAUCCAGGGUGGGGUGCAGUACCAGACCCAGCAGGGCCCGUUCCCGGGGAACCCCCAGAAGCUGGUCAUCAAGCCUGAACAGCAGUACCACCCAGCCCUGGGAGCCCCCAGCCAGUGCCAGAACAUGAAGCAGCAUUUAUCUCCGCCCGGAUAUGACCAGCAGGCAGUAUCCAGGCCCGCCCACCCCAGCUGUGACUUCCAGGGCCAGGCCCGGAUGGACCCACAUCCUUCCCAGCAGCAGGACCCCUUCCUAGGCUGUGAUGGCCGCAGGUCCCACACCCCCAUGAUGCAGGUCAAGGAGAUGAUGGUGCGCAACUAUGUCCAAUCCCAGCAGGCCCUGCUCUGGGAGCAGCAGCAAAGGGGCGCGCCCGACGGAGGUGUGGCAGGGAAAGGGGGCGUGGACGAGGGUAUGGAGAUGAGCAGGCAGGGUUCGGCGAUGCAGCAACAGCAGGAAGACACUCCCCACCACCACCAGCACCAACACCUCCAACAGCAGGAAGACACUCCCCACCACCACCAGCACCAACACCUCCAACAGCAGCAGCACCAGCAGCACCAUGCCCUCUACAGCGGGGGAAAUGGCUACCAGGGCUACCCCACCCCAAACCUGAUGAGUCCACCUGCGGGACAGCCCAAAGAUCCGCUGCUGGGUCUGUCGGGGUCCUGCUACGACCUGGACAUAGUGGUCCCGCGGCCCCCCCAGGGCCGAAAACCGCCAAGCCGCCAGAACAGCCUCUCCCAGCCAGCGGCGCAGGGUGCGGGGUACCUGUCCAGCCCCCCCCACCUGAGCCCCACCCAUUCCUCGGUCAGCCCCCGCAGAGCAGUGCGCCUGCCCCCUGUCACACAGCCCCACCCAGACACCCUGCCGACCGCCAACCCCACCCUGUACUACUCGGGCCAGAUCCACAUGCACCCCGACCUGGACAAACAGCUCCGCCACCAGGAGGUGCCUCAAAUGCCCUGCCUCAACCACAUGGGGGCUCUGGAGGGGAAGUCGGCCUCGCUGGCAUACCCCCCCGACCCGGCCCCUAUGUCCAACGCGCUUGACAACCUAGACCUGGACAGCGCCCAGAUCGACUUCACCGCCAUCGUGGACGACCCUGAGGACCCGUCCCCCUUCGGGCCCCUGCACCCCUCCUCCCCUCAGACCUCCUCCCGCCUCACCACCCCCCAGACCUCCCUCUCCCUGCCCUCAGGGGGCCUCUCCAACAUGGCCGUGGGAGACAUGACCUCCAUGCUCACCUCCCUGGCUGGGGAAAACAAGUAUCUCAACACGCUGUCUUAGAAGAUGGCUGUCAGUCUGCCAUGGGACAGACAAGACUUCACCAAACCCGAUGUGGGAGGAAUUAUGACUUGCUAUAAGCCAUUAUUGUGUUUCUAUCAUGAAGAGGACAAGCUUUUGAUAGGUUAAAACCAGUCAGUGAUUGACAGGUCAUUGUGUCUCCACACAUGAUUGGAUUCUUGAAUCAUUGCUCUUCCACCACGAGUGACACCAGAAGGACAGUGUUCCUCCCUUUUCUGUCUCAACCCAGCCAGGACAGUUUUAAAGCCCACUGCCUUCCUAGCCAAACCAAAGGGUGCCUGUUGAACUUUCUCUCACACUGAAGGGGUUAGGUUGUGUUUGUGAGUACUGUUCCCGAAACAGAACAUCUUUCCCACCGUUGGUUUCCGGGAUACACCGACAGAACGAACACGCCAUGGCAACAGUGGUACUGAAAGUUUACAUUAGAUGUAAAUAAGGCAGAGGCGUAUAUGCUGUGUAUAUGGUGAUACUGACUGAGAGGAGAGUAGCUACUUUCUGAGUUAUGUGUACUGUAUGUCUAAAGGGCGACUGGACUUUGAAACGGCUCAUAGUGCAACAGAUGAACCACAGAGGACUCAGUAAGGAGCUAACUGUGAGCCUAUUAAGCUGCAGAAACAGUGUUGUUACUCUCUUACAUAACCCAGGGGCAUACUCCUGACACAAACAUACUUAACAAUAUAGUAUUUCUUUAUUUUAGAUAAAGGUAAAGAAGCAUUUGAAAUCCGGAGCUAUGAGCAAAAGGAUGUGUACUACAGCUGAGGUGGGGGUUCCCCCCCUCCUAAAUAUUUUCAGAAGUCCAUAAAGAUAUUCCUUAUGGACCAUGUUCAGAGUUUUUUUUUUCUAAAGAAAAUAAAGUGCCUUUCCCCCGCAUGGCUACCGUUAGCAGCCCACCUCCGUUCCACAGAUGCUCCUGCAGGGGGCAGGGCCAAAGGAGGGAGGGUGUUUGAUGGACAGCGGUGCAGAACCAAUCCCGUUUCCCAUUUUCAUUAAAGAUUUCCCGUUCUUGGUCAACUUUUCCCUCAGCAAAAAAAUCAGCCUACAGUGAAAGGUAUGGUUUAUGCUGUGCAGGGGUGGCAGCACAAAGAGGACCCAUACCAAUUUUACCUUUCUCAUUUGAUUAGCCCAGUCGUUGAUUUGAGCGGACAUUAAAGUUGUGUGCUGCAGAAUUCAUGUCCUUGGUGAAAGCGUUUGGAUGGGGCCCAAUGGAGGAAUGAAUCAGCACUGUCUGGCCCUCAGGGGCCAGAGUCGCUACCUCCGGCUCUCAUGACUUUAGGAAGAUCUGAGGGGUGAAGGGCCCCCUCCACUCCACAGUCAUUGGUGCCAGCCCUGGAGAGUCAGCAGACCAGAAGUCCUGUGGCCAGUUGGCUCUCAUGCCGCUCAGGGAUGGGAGGGCUUCACGGCCCCCUGCUGGCCAAUCAGGCACUUGCCUCUAGAGCUGCACAAAAAGUGCCUUUCACCGAAUCUUAUCAUCGUGAGCCCAACUGCAGCAUGAUAAGAACGGGAGUCGAUGGCACGUUUCUCAAGCAUUGGCCAUUCCCAAUCGGGAGAGAUGGGGGGAAAUGCCUGAAAAAGAAAAAUGUGACGGAAACUGGCGGAAUGUUGGGUCACAGCUGGCCUCAGGGUUAGAGCAGCCUCCAGCCCUGUCUGGCCUCAGGGUUAGAGCAGCCUCCAGC
Molecule: messenger RNA, 6313 nt
Organism: Conger conger (European conger)
Lineage: Eukaryota; Metazoa; Chordata; Actinopteri; Anguilliformes; Congridae
Gene: gli1
Product: GLI family zinc finger 1
Exons: 13
Coding region: 378-4622 (1414 amino acids)
Biological process (GO): smoothened signaling pathway; regulation of transcription by RNA polymerase II
Cellular component (GO): nucleus
Molecular function (GO): DNA-binding transcription factor activity, RNA polymerase II-specific; RNA polymerase II cis-regulatory region sequence-specific DNA binding
Source: RefSeq, a predicted model, not a curated record